AUGAGGAUAGUGAAGAAACGGAUGAUGAUUUAUUUCAUGUUUCGCCUAGAAAGGAUACCUCUAUCAAAUUCGAAUUUCGAGCAGACAAGUACUCUUGAUGUCAAUACAAACAUAUUGGAUAUGGACACACACAUCAAUUUUGGUGAACAACCAAGUACCUUACUCCCAGAGAAGACGAAAAUCAUACCACCCGAGGUUUUGUAUUCCAAGUCUAAUAUAGAGGAGGAAGAAACUUCAACCAUCAAUGCAAACUUAUCUCAUAAGGACGCAAAUGUUAACAUGUGUGAUGGGAGAACUGUUGGAUUAGGUGUCUAG
Lactuca saligna is the source of this 315-nucleotide messenger RNA. The record is from the annotation of a GenBank genome assembly. Lineage: Eukaryota; Viridiplantae; Streptophyta; Magnoliopsida; Asterales; Asteraceae.